CCGUCCAUCGGCUAGUUUGUUCAUGAAAAAAAUGAAUGGACUUGAACGCCCAAGCAAAUAUCAUCCGAGUGUGAAAGAGGAAAAGCCUUUCUUUGCAUCUGGGCCCCCAUUCUCUGGCCAACCAAAGUGCGUGUUUGUUCAUAGUUGUAUGUAAAGGCGGUAAUUCGGUGGCAAAUUGUCCACGUCCAAGAAGAUGGGACCCAAAGAGCAGAAGAUCACGAUGGGAAUGGCGGAGUGACGAGGCUUGAAUUUGGGUGUGAAAAGGUCUCGAGUUCAAAAGACAUUUUCCUCCUUGAAUAUCCAAUCAGUUUCAUGUGGGAGCUCCCUUGAGUUACACACCUUCUCGGACAAUCUCAGGAGUGAUGAUGAGCUGUGUGUGACCAACCAACUGAACUCUUCAUAUCACUUUGUUUAACUCUCACCAGGCAACCGUGAAAGGACUCCAGUGUGAUCAAACGACGCCGUGGUCAAAUCAAAGACGAACCCUUCUUAACAGCCAGCCGAAAGUUCCUCCAAAGAGAUUGAAGCCUCAAAUACAAUUGCAACAGUUUCAAAUUUUCGGUUCAUAAUGAUUAUCCCGUAGACGAGGGACCAAAAAAAACGCGAGAGAGACUUAUAUAUUUUUUGUGCCAAUUGAAAGCACUUAUGUUGAAAAGUGAGUUAAAAACAAAAACAAAGAUGAGUCCCAUUAAUAAGCCAUAUCAGCCUGCCGCUACUGACCAACGAUCGCAUGACCAACAAGCUGCUAAUCUUGAGAAGAUCCUUGAAAUUGGUAAUGAAGAUGGAAAUGCCGCCGAUGUUUCUUCAUCUCCAACUGGCAUCGAUGAACCGAGCCAGAAAGAACCUCGGACUCCCAUCCUGGAUAACCGUGAACCAGACAAGGUGGAGAGGAAUCGUCAUACCGUGCUGACUUUGCCCGAGGUGUCUGCUGAGCGAUCUUGGAGCACCUCCCAAGAGAGCCGAGAGAGUGGAUUUCUGUCCAAUCACUCUGAGAAUGACACGGACGAGCUUCCUCGAAGUGAUUCCAGCGACAAAAGUGAGGACUCGGAUCCUGACCAAGCUCCUCUUGGGAUAAGGAGCAAGAAGGGAUUCAAGAAGAAUGAUCACCGCUCAAGGGAGAAUCUCCAAUCCUUGUCUUCUCAAGUUUCUGCGUCCGUGACGGACCCUGAAGCUAUCGAGAGUGUCCCCGACGACCUUGAGCGAGUGGGUCCCAAGGUCACCAGUGGUAGUGCCUCUUUGCCAGCGAAUCCCAGUGAGCCUGAGCGAUCCAAACGACUCUCAAGGAUGGAGGUCUUCUACGCCCGUGAAGGGGAACGCGCUGCUUGCAUGACCUUUCUCCGGGAUCACAUCACCCGAGUGGCCGACAAGUCCUCUUUGCAGCGGGCCCAAAUCGAGACCAUCCUCUCUGAUAGGGACUUUGCCUUCCAUUUCUUCAAACUCUUCGACAAGGAGGGCAAGGGGCAAAUCAGCCAAGAGAGCUGGAUCACGAUCCUCAAACAGAACACAAGACAAGAAACUUCGAACACGGUGUCGGAUCCCUCGAACCCCGAGUACUAUGGCAGCUCGUCGAGUGAGGAACGGAUGGACAUCGUGGAACUUCUGGAAGCCAUCGCCUACCUCAUCUGUCAGGAUGAUCCCAUUCGCCCGGAGACGUUUCAUCGCAUCAUUUCGAGUCGAGGCGUGCCAGGGAAGAUCCUGCGUUUGGCCGAUAAGAACCGGGAUGGGGUGGUCUCGGUUGAGGAGAUGAUGAACUUCAUCCUCACGAUCACCAACCCAAGACACCUUUCAGAGUUGACCGAAGAAAACCUGAAACAUUUGGAGAAAGUGUUCAGAGAGAAUCUCGCAAAAGACAAGGAGGAAUUCACUCUGUCCGAGUUCAAGAAGAUUGUGCCCUCCAAAAAUCCCUUCUUUGUGGAACGUGCCUUUCGCAUUUUUGACCGUGAUGGCAAUGGCACCGUGUCCAUGGCCGAGUUCAUCGACACCAUGCACCAAUUUGCGGGCCAGAGCUCCGAUGAGAAGCUCGUGUUCCUCUUCAAAGUCUAUGACCUGGACGAUGAUGGACUGAUCCAGCAAUCCGACCUCCGCGAGGUCAUGAAAGCUUGCAUGGAGGAGAACGGGAUGCGAUUCGACGAAAAGGAGAUCGAGGAUUUGGCACAGGCUCUCUACGAGGAUGCAGCAGGUCUGGCAGCGGGCGAAGCUGCCAUGGAGACCCAUGGGAUCACGGUGGAGGACCUCAAGGCCGAGUUGUCCAAGCACGACGGCCUGCUAGAAAAUCUAUCCAUUAACAUUGGGAAGUGGCUGGUACCUCCGAAACCUCCUAAGCCAAGACCUUUUACCCAACGACUGAAGGAUUGUCUUCCGCAUCAAUUCUCCAUGAUGUACAUCCGAAACAACAAGCAGUUCCUCUUCUUCACUCUGGUCUUUAUCAUCAUCAUCAACGUGGCUCUCUUCGUGGCCAGGGCUUAUUACUUCAAGGAUUUUGCUAUGUUGAACAACUUUAGACCCAAUCCGUUUUACUUGCUGUCCCGAGCCAAUGGUCGAGUCUUACUUUACAACUCGAGUCUGAUCCUAAUCUUGAUCUUGAGGAAUACCAUCACGAUUAUGCGCCAGUUGGGAAUGGCCACCGUAUUCCCACUAGAUAACAAUAUCUAUUUGCACAAAGUGGUAGGAUACAUGAUAUUUAUCCAGGCCUGGAUCCACACCAUCAUGCACUUGUGCAAUUUCGCCAUCAAUGUUCAGCCAGAUCCUGUUCGUUUCGUUCAACUCACCUCCAAGUAUUGGGACGAAUUUGGACCCCUUCGACCAGGUUGGAUGAACUUACCGUACGAACUGCCGCCCGGUUGCAUGGUCUCCAACAAAACUCUUGAAUGUCCCACGGGAGCAUUGGUGCCCGAGCUAAACAUCAGCUAUUGCCAGAUCUGUAACGAGACCGACGCUGCUCCAUGGUCCCUAUUCGAAUGGAUCCUAACUGAUAGGCCUCACGUGUUUGGCCUAAUGCCGGGUUGGGCAAAUCCCACGGGUGUAGCUUUGAUUCUGAUUCUUACCAUCAUGGUCAUGGGUUCGUUGCCAUUUGUGCGUCGAGGCGGAUACUUUGAAGUGUUCUACUUUUCCCACGUUCUCUACAUGGGCUACUGGAUCUUGCUGAUUCUCCAUGCCCCCGAGUUUUGGAAGUGGAUCAUCGGUCCGGGGAUCGUGUUUUUAUUGGAAAUCACCUAUCGAGUGCUCUCAAGUCUCAUGGGAAAGGGCAAGACCACGAUCAUGGCCGGAGUGGUUCUUCCUUCGAAGGUCACCAAUCUGAUCAUCAAGCGACCGCACAACUUCAACUUCGCUCCGGGUGAUUGGGUGUUCGUGAAGAUCCCGGUCAUUGCAAAAUCCGAGUGGCAUCCCUUCACGAUCAGUUCGGCUCCCGAACAGCAUGGAUUCUUCACACUUCACAUUCGAGGUGUGGGUCAAUGGACCAACCGACUGUAUUCCUACUUUGAAGAGGAAUAUCGGCGACAACAGGAGGGCAAAUUGGAGAUCGAGUCAGGAUUUGACCGACUUCGAGGGACGGUGCAUCGAAAAUACACGACAAUGAAAAAGGCCUUGACCGAGUACAACAAGCAUCGUGCCGUCGAUCGAGACAUGUCUAAUCCGGAUUUCCAGAGUAUUGCCACUAAAUACCAACAUGAUCCAGAGCGAUCCAAACAACGCAUGCGCAUCCGAGAAGAAAAACUCCGUGCCCGAGAAAGUAACGGCUUUGGGUCUCCGAGUUCGUCGGUGAAAUCCCGUGGAGCUCCAGCCACCGCUGCCACCACAAACAAGAGCUUCCGAUACAUGAGACGUCAGCCCACGAUGGUCAAAUAUGACCUUGACGAGUUAAACAGUAAUCUGAACAAUAACAACAACAACAAUAAAAGUGGGACGGAUAAUCCGUCAUUCGCUCGAUCCGAGGUCAGGUUAGACGAUGGCAGUGAUCGCUUUGACGUUGUCGUUACUGACUCUGGAAAGAUUCGCCGACGAAAUAUCCCGGGACCACCCUCUCAUCGAGGCGAUUCAAAUAUGGAUGAAGACGGUCCGGGCAAGAAGAUGACACUUAAAAAACCGCUGGAGAUCUUGGUGGACGGUCCUUUUGGCGCUCCAUCUUCGAAUAUUUUCCGAGCUGAGCAUGCCGUACUUAUUGGAACGGGUAUUGGUGUGACUCCGUUUGCAUCGAUCUUGCAAUCCAUCAUGCUCAGGUAUUGGCAGGUGAAGCGAAAUUGUCCAAAAUGUGAGUACUCGUGGAGUGACGAUAUCGCACCCAGCAUGUUUAACCUCAAGAAGGUGGAUUUCUACUGGAUCAAUCGCGAUCAAAAGUCGUUCGAGUGGUUCGUGAAGCUUCUCUCUCAAUUAGAGAUUGAACAAUCCGAGCAAGGUGGAGUUAUGGGACAUUUCUUAGAGAUGCAUAUGUACAUCACAUCGGCCUUGCAAAAGACCGACAUGAAAGCCGUGGGGCUGCAAUUGGCCUUAGAUUUGCUCCACGAGAAGGAGAAACGUGAUCUCGUGACCGGACUGAAGUCGCGAACGAAUGCGGGCCGACCCAAUUGGAACAAGGUGUUCACCCAGAUCCGAGAACAGAGGAAAGGUCGCGUGACUGUGUUUUAUUGUGGAAAUCCAAUUCUAGCCAAGGUCUUGCGGAAGAAGUGCGAUGAAUUCGGAUUCAUGUUCAGAAAAGAAGUGUUUUAGAACGAAGCAACAGGGACGCACAAACACACAUCUGGAAAAAAAAAUGCUCUAAGUCAAAUAACUCAGUCUCACCAUCGCCAUCCACAUACAACCAACAACAUUCGGAAAAUUAUUACAAUAGUAACAAAAAAUUAUAAUACUUCAGAUUAAAUUAAUAGAUACGAAUGAAGAUGGUGAGCUGGAAGAAACACUUUGCAACGCUGUGAUCACGUUUUGUUGGAUAUCUUGUCAUAUCGGAUGAUAAGUGAACCUGCAAGAUGAAAGAAAAUAUCUCUCUAUUUCUCUCUCUCUCUACUCGUUCUAUGAUAAUAAUCAUGUCAAGAAUUCUGAUCUUAAAACAAAAUUGUCGUUCUGUAUUCAUCUAAUGGAGUUCUUAAAAAAAAGAGAUUACGUUUUCCCCCUAUUCUUCCAAAACCCGCCCUUCUUUAAGUUACGUAUCCGAGAGCUGCAAAAGCUAUUUAACCUGAUACAUUGGUGUACAUAGAUAGAAUGAAUGAACGACAACAAAGAAUUCAUAAAGUUCUCGUCAAAUUUCUUUUCCUCGGACCAUUUUCCUUUUCGUUUGCUUGGUUAGUUGUUCUGUGCUCAAAUCAAUCAAGAAAAUAUACACUAUACAUAACAAAGA
Molecule: messenger RNA, 5329 nt
Organism: Tigriopus californicus
Lineage: Eukaryota; Metazoa; Arthropoda; Copepoda; Harpacticoida; Harpacticidae
Exons: 15
Coding region: 646-4704 (1352 amino acids)
Biological process (GO): defense response; superoxide anion generation
Cellular component (GO): plasma membrane; NADPH oxidase complex
Molecular function (GO): calcium ion binding; superoxide-generating NAD(P)H oxidase activity
Source: RefSeq, a predicted model, not a curated record